UAACCAGCUCACGUUUGACUGUCAGUGAAAGGCAACACUACCUGCAGAUGAGGAUGUGCAUCUUGUCAGCUUUCCUUCGUGAGGGAGGAGUUUUAGGGGGAAGAAAAUAAAGAGCUUACCUGACUCCAGAUCAUCUGUGUGGAGAAGAAGACAGACAUCAGUUGUUGACAUUAAUUAUCUUCAAUCAUCAAUAAAAAAAAGCAUGGCAUACCGAGGCAGCGUUAGACCUUACGUCAACUUCAAUGCCAAACAUGAUGCUGAAAUCCUCCAUAAGGCCAUGAAAGGGAUUGGUACAGAUGAAGAUGCCAUCCUCAUGCUUCUUACAGCCCGCAGCAAUGAUCAGCGCCAGCAAAUUAAGGCAGCAUAUAAAAAGGCCCAUGGAAAGGACUUGGUCAGUGCACUGAAAUCUGAGCUCGGUGGGCUGUUUGAGAGUCUCAUUGUGGCCCUGAUGACUCCAUCUGUCUUAUAUGAUGCUACUCUACUGCAUAACGCUCUCAAGGGUGCCGGGACUGAAGAUGAAGUGCUAAUUGAGAUCCUGGCCUCCAGGACUGGCGAGCAGAUUAAAGAAAUCACCAAAGUGUACAAGAAAGAGUUCGGCGGAAAGCUGGAGAAGGAUAUCUGUGGUGACACCUCAGGGCACUAUCAGAAGCUGCUGGUGAUCCUGCUGCAGGGGAGUAGGGAGGAGGGAGUAGACGAGGAAAAGAUCGAGAAAGACGCUAAGGACUUGUAUGCUGCUGGUGAGGAAAAGUUUGGCACAGAUGAGGAAAAAUUUAUCACAAUUCUGGGCAACAGGAGCGCUGAGCAUCUCAGAAAAGUAUUUGCUGCCUACAAGAAGCUCUCUGGCUCUGACAUAGAGGACAGCAUUAAAGGCGAGACCACAGGGAAUUUGGAGAACUUGCUGCUGGCUGUUGUGAAAUGUGCUGAAAGCAUCCCAAACUUCUUUGCUGAGAGACUAUAUAAAUCUAUGAGGAGAGCUGGAACUGAUGAUGACACUCUGAUGAGGAUAAUGGUGUCCAGGAGUGAGGUGGACAUGUUGGACAUCAGAGCCAGUUUCAAGAAGAUGUACGGACAGUCUCUGUACACCACCAUCCAGGAAGACACAACUGGAGAUUACCAGAAGGCUUUACUCUACCUGUGUGGUGGGAAUGAUUAAUGCAACCUUAUGACGCAUUUAGCAGCAAUGAAUGAUGAGCCAUCAUGUUGCUGCAGGACAAAGCUAUACACAUGAGAUGAGGAUAUUGAUCUAUAGUUCUUCUUUCUGUUAGUGUGUGUUUAUCGAGUUAGUGUGAAUUACCUGAGUGUCAUUUUGACUUAUGGCAAUAUUAUAUAGUAUGAAUAUUAUUUGCAACGCACUGUUCUUUUUUUGUUUGUUUGUUUUUUAAAUGCCAGACAGAACAUACAGCUCUAAUUUAGUCCUUGGUAAACAAGCAGUUUUGAUUUUAAUGCAGAUAAGAAUGUUUUCUGAAAUGAUGAAAUGCCUGAUUAAUUUAAAAUCGAUCUUUGACCUCUUUUUCUUGUCAAGCGUACACACAAUGUUAGCAGCUGUUUACCUUAUUUGUGCUCGCUUCUCACAGCUUGUGUUAAAUGCAAGUUUGAAAAUACAAUACCGCUGCUCAAUUAUUAAACCCUACAUGUUGACAACCCUGAUGCUCUCAUUAAUAAGAAAUGAGGCUGUGAUCCAGACUUGACGUGCAAUGCGGCUGUCGGUGAUCAAUAAGUAAUGGGACGCUAUUAGACAUUUGUUGAUGCAUAUAAUGAGAUCUAUUGCUUCUAUGCCUUUCUGCACGAUGAGGCCAAAUGUCAAACAAACGGUCCCUAUAGGUCACUCGGUGGAAAAUGAUUUUAUUAUGUUGGAACUGAACCACAGGGUGGCAGCAGAGUUAGAAAUGAGGACAUAAUGUCUUUAUAAUGUUUCUCAUUACAGUGACUGAUGAGAUAGUGUCAAUAUAUUUUACUUAAAAUUUCUUUUCUUUUCACAAAUUAACAAAUUCAAAUGUAAAUAAACGGAGUGAUUACACUAGGGCCUUCGCAGACUAGUACUCAGGCCCUAACUGUAUGUUUUUCAACCCUCCCAUUUUAACCACAUCGCAUAUCUUAAGCAACAUGUGUAAUCUUUCCCAUAUAUCACUGCAAUGUUUCCUCAUUUUCUUAUAAUUUAACUUCACAUAUUUAGUAACUUUUGAUCUCCUGGAACUUUUAAAUACAAAUGGGUAUUUAAGUAAAGUUCUUGGUUGGUGAAUUUGCAAUAAUAUGCCCAUUAGUGAGU
Molecule: messenger RNA, 2266 nt
Organism: Oreochromis niloticus (Nile tilapia)
Lineage: Eukaryota; Metazoa; Chordata; Actinopteri; Cichliformes; Cichlidae
Gene: anxa5a
Product: annexin A5a
Exons: 13
Coding region: 203-1153 (316 amino acids)
Biological process (GO): negative regulation of coagulation
Cellular component (GO): vesicle membrane; cytoplasm; plasma membrane
Molecular function (GO): calcium-dependent phospholipid binding; calcium ion binding; phosphatidylserine binding
Source: RefSeq, a predicted model, not a curated record